CUCAAAUAAACAUUCCAAGAGAUUUUUCAUAAACCUUUGAAAGAAUAAAGUAUAUCAAACUGAGAUACAAAGAAUUCAAUUGAAUCAAGCGAAAGCAUUUCUUUAAGUCCAUCUGAUAAAACAUUUAUUCAGUAUCAAAAUGGCCCUCAAAUGGUUGUCUCUGGUUUUCAUGGUCAUGCAAUGCAUUAUGAUAGCAACAGCAGCAACAACUCCCGGGAAUAUUUCAAUCAAUGAUAUGAAGCAAAAUCUUACAGUAUCACAAACAAUUCUUGAUUCUGAUGAUGAUGCUGCCACUGUUUUCAAUGUAGAAAAAUAUGGCGCAGUAGGGGAUGGAAGGCAUAAUUCUACCGAGGCAUUUGUAAGAGCAUGGAAUGCAGCAUGUAAAAAGUUAUCAGCCACUUUGUUAGUGCCAGUUGGCAAGAAAUUUCUUGUAAACGACUUGUUUUUUGAGGGGCCAUGCGAACCUGGCUUCAUUUUUAAGGUAGAUGGGAUCAUAGCUGCACUCGAAAAUCCAACAAGUGGGAAGAAUACAGAUAUAUUGUUGCAAUUCGCUAAACCUGAAAGUUUUACUCUGAUGGGCAUAGGUAUAAUUGAUGGGAAGGAUGUAAAGGGGUGGGCUGAGCAAUCUACUUUGGUUAAUGAACAAAGAAAGCAGGUGGAACGUCGCCUACUUCCCACAGCUCCUUGUCACAAAGGAGGCGGUCCAAAACAUAAUUAAUCAGUACAUUUUCUCACUACACGUAGCUUUGUGCGAUUCCUGGGGAAUUCAUACAACAAUUAAACCUUGUUUUUGAGAAAGUUGUAUCUUUUUGUUAGUAUGGAACCGUAGCCUAGAUCUAAAAGGAAGUCCUACAGGUCAAAUUAUGCGCUUGCAGCAGUCUACUUCAAUUUUUUUCCCACUAAGGGAUUUUUCUACUUGGUUGCCAAAAUUGGAUAUCUAAUCAUUGCAAGUGCUCUCC
Messenger RNA from Cryptomeria japonica (Japanese cedar), 959 nucleotides. Its product is annotated as polygalacturonase-like. The coding region runs from base 140 to 718 and encodes 192 amino acids. The transcript is spliced from 4 exons. The record is from RefSeq and is a predicted model, not a curated record. NCBI's taxonomy places the organism in Eukaryota, Viridiplantae, Streptophyta, Pinopsida, Cupressales, Cupressaceae. Gene Ontology annotation, biological process: defense response.